GGAAGCAAUCCAACCGUGUCGACUUCGAGCCUUGCCCUGUUCUCUCUCGCUGUCGCUCUUCUUCUCUUCCGCCAUCGAUCCUCCUCAUCAAUCCUCUCAGUCGUCGGCCUCUCAUCCUCUCCAGAGCAGGAGCAACCACCAAACCAUCCCUUCCUCUCCUUCUGAUCCCUCGAAGCUUGGAAGGAGAAAAAUAGGGUGAUCUUUUUACCCUUGUUCCGUUUGGAAAGAAUAGAAGAUGCCGCAUCGGACGCGGCCGAUGACGUCGCUCCUGGUGUUCAUGGGGUUGAACUUGGUCCUCGUCAACACACUCUCUCCGGUUUACGAUUUUGUUUGCUUCCUUCCCUACUGGGAACGCCGGAGGGAACGACGCCGAAAGGAGCGUGAGGCUGCUUCUGAAAAGUACUGGAAACGAACUUAUGUAAGCUUCGAAGGGUGAACUCCUUUGAAGACGUGGUUUCUGUUGACACCAUCAUAGAUGGCAAUUUAUGUAGUGGAGCAAACACUAGGUUAUUAGCAAGGUCAUUUAGUGACUAUGUUGUUUGGAGAUGCCAUUAGGCUAAAUAUCGUACUUCCAAGAGAAAAAUAUUGUAGUUCCAAUUUACUUUGCGGAUGCUCCCCCCCCCCCCCCCCCCUCCCAAGUGGAACUCUGUGCUUUGUCAAUAAUGCCCUUUGAUUGCUUUUACCUAUUAACAGCCUAUGUUGAUCGAUUCA
This is a messenger RNA of Musa acuminata AAA Group (dessert banana), 711 nucleotides long. RefSeq lists its product as uncharacterized. Bases 236 to 436 code for a protein of 66 amino acids. The transcript has 3 exons. The record is from RefSeq and is a predicted model, not a curated record. NCBI's taxonomy places the organism in Eukaryota, Viridiplantae, Streptophyta, Magnoliopsida, Zingiberales, Musaceae.